Castor canadensis (American beaver) is the source of this 1347-nucleotide messenger RNA. NCBI's taxonomy places the organism in Eukaryota, Metazoa, Chordata, Mammalia, Rodentia, Castoridae. The record is from RefSeq and is a predicted model, not a curated record.
GACCCUGGCUGCGCUGGGACUGCCUUGGGCCAGGUGGGCCGCUGUGCGCCUAGUGGAGCCCCGCGCUCCUUCACUUGAACGCUGUGUUCUAGGCCCGUCUCGGGUGACCGUGGUUCCUGCCAGCUUUCCAGCCUAGCCUGGCAGCCUUGGCAGAGCCAUGGUGAGGUUUGGAACCACCUUGGAUUGCUGAGUCACUCUCUGCAGCUGCUUAGGGAAAACGAAAGUGGGAGCUCGAGGAACUGGAGAUAGCGUGUGGAGGGUCAAAUCCUUCACACCGGACCCCGGCUCCUAGCCCAGGCCGGGCUUUCGUGCGCCGCCUUGCCGUCGUGGCGCGGCAGUUCCCGCUUUGGUUCAGCUCUCCCCUGCUCCACUCUGCGGGUAGGGUUCCCGGGAAGCCCUGUCCAACACAGCUAAUAAGAAAAAGGCUCUGAAGCUAAAUCUGACGAGCCCUUCCGGUUUCCCCUUGUUCCAGCCAGCUUUAAUAACACUGUAUGAUCUGUCAGCCUCCACAUUCUCUCCUGAUGGAAGAGUUUUUCAAGUUGAAUAUGCUAUGAAAGCUGUGGAAAAUAGUAGUACAGCUAUUGGGAUCAGAUGUAAAGAUGGUGUUGUCUUUGGGGUAGAAAAAUUAGUCCUUUCUAAACUUUAUGAAGAAGGUUCUAACAAACGACUUUUUAAUGUUGAUCGGCAUGUUGGAAUGGCAGUAGCAGGUUUGUUGGCAGAUGCUCGUUCUUUAGCAGACAUAGCAAGAGAAGAAGCUUCCAACUUUAGAUCUAACUUUGGCUAUAACAUUCCACUAAAACAUCUUGCAGACAGAGUGGCCAUGUACGUACACGCUUACACACUCUACAGUGCCGUUAGACCUUUUGGCUGCAGCUUCAUGUUAGGCUCUUACAGUACGAAUGAUGGUGCACAACUGUACAUGAUUGAUCCAUCAGGUGUUUCAUAUGGAUAUUGGGGUUGUGCCAUUGGCAAAGCCAGGCAAGCUGCAAAGACAGAAAUAGAAAAACUUCAGAUGAAAGAAAUGACCUGUCGUGAUGUUGUUAAAGAAGUUGCAAAAAUAAUUUACAUAGUACAUGAUGAAGUUAAGGAUAAAGCUUUUGAACUGGAGCUUAGCUGGGUUGGUGAAUUAACUAAAGGAAGACAUGAAAUUGUUCCAAAAGAUAUAAGGGAAGAAGCAGAGAAAUAUGCUAAGGAAUCUUUGAAGGAAGAAGAUGAAUCAGAUGAUGAUAACAUGUAACAUUUAUUUCAACUGUUCUAAUUUCUGUCACAGUUCUAUCCUAUGUAACUGUUUACCCCUAUGGAUUAUGAUCCCACUGACCAAUUUUCAUUAAAUUUUUCUCUUGUAAC